AAUACAGCGCAUGUCAGAGUCUGUGUUUGCUGGACUGUGUCGAAAAGAGGGAACUUCCAUGCAGGUCAACAUAAGGAGACAAAUAAUGGACAUCACCCAAAUUUUAUUUAAUGAAAUAAUGUCAGUAAACUUGGAACAAGUGAUAUACAGUGGUAGUUACAGAGAAGGAUUCAGACUGGAAGGAUCCGAUGUGGACACGAUGUACUGGUCACUCAAAAAUCAAGUAGUCUGGGACUUGGAUCAAGCUCGGUACAUUACAGACAAAAAAUGUCUCCUUCUAUGUGAGUGUUCUGAGAGCCCUCCUGGUUUCACAUUACUAAAAUUAAUGACACCAAUGCAGGGAAGAGUAAUGCCACAAGCAUGUGUCAUAAUGAAUGACAAACUUUAUAUCUCCAGUUCCAAAUUCAGACGAUUGAUGUGUUCAGGAUUCCUUCCAAAUUGCUAUGAACAUGGACCCUGUGCAAGUGGCAGUCAUAGAAACAUAGAUUAUGAUGUUGCCUUCUGCUUUCAGUGCAACUUUUGGCCUCCAUCUGGCUCCUCAUGGGUAGACAGAUGUCACUCUUGGCCACAGCCUCAAGUUGUUCAUGAUAUAGUCAGAAAUGGAUGUCAUUUUGUUCCUAUAGGACACAAAUUAGGAAAUCAUGAAGACCAUGAAUGGAGAAUAUCUUUUUCUCAAGCAGAACAAAAACUUAUGUAUUCAAUGAACCAUUGUCAAUUCUUAUCUUAUGGUUUGCUUAAAAUUUUUCUCAAAGAGAUAAUUAAUAGUGGAUUGGAUUCCCAGGAUAAAUUACUGUGUUCUUAUCACAUGAAAACAGCAGUUUUCUGGGCACUUCAACAAAACACAAUCCCUUUUUGGUGUCCACAAAAUCUCCUGAAAUGUUUAUGGGUCUGUUUUAAGCUUCUCCUUAAAUGGGUCUAUGAGGGGGUCUGUCCAAAUUUUUUUAUUCCUGAAAACAAUAUGUUUCUGAGUAAAAUCCAUGGUGAAGUACAAAAGAUUUUAUUCCUCAGACUGUAUGAGUUAUAUGAGAAGGGUUUAGCUUGCCUGCUUUACAGUCCUUCUAUCAGGCCCUAUGUUAUAAUUGUCCUUCAUAAUCCUAGUCUGUCUCUCUACACAGAUGAAUACAAUCUCAAUACAGAGACUGAGCUUGAUUGGGAACUUUUCAAGGAGAUAUAUAAUGCUGGUUCAUUUUUGUUUUGGGACCUAGAUUCUUGCAUAAGGAAUCUACACACAGUAGAACAUUUAAUAGGUUCAUAUCUGACACAGUAUCAAGUUGUCUUGUUACAGAAACAUACUGCUCAAUUACUUCAAACAACUGCUACUUUAUUAUUUAACAGGAGGACUAUCACAUGUGCCAACAAAUUGAUGUACACAAAUGAUAAAAUGGUGUGUCACAUGCUGACAUUAGCAGCCAAGUUUGGUUGUAUUUCUGACAUGUUGUACAUUGCCAUGUACUAUUACCAGACAUCUAGACACAUGAAAUCUCUAUCUUUUAUAGAGAUGACAAAAACUAAAUUAAUACAGCCAUAUCUGAUGUAUAACGAUCAUGUCUACCCAGCGAAAUAUAUUGAGGCUGUAGGGAGACAGUCUUUUUCUACAAAACGAAGGCGGGCUACAGCAGUCGACAUCAAACUUUACACUAACCUCUGUUACAUAACUGAAUUAGUACCAGAACAGUCUGGAAUACAGAUUGGAAGUUUUUGUCUGCUUAUUCCCUCAUUUAUCCUGCUGUACAUGCUAGAGAUCCUCUGCUCCAUCCAUAUUGACAGAUUACGUGCAGAAAGAGCUCUCGAAAAUCUACAGGCCUUAGUCCACUUUGACGAGGGGUGUAUGUACCUGAAAGAAUGAAAAACAUAUCAUGGCAGAUCCUGGGGAUCUGUCAACAGAUCACAGGGGACCUUCAGGUUGCUCUUUUCUCAUACCAACAAUCCCUCAGACA
Molecule: messenger RNA, 1937 nt
Organism: Saccostrea echinata
Lineage: Eukaryota; Metazoa; Mollusca; Bivalvia; Ostreida; Ostreidae
Exons: 1
Coding region: 11-1846 (611 amino acids)
Source: RefSeq, a predicted model, not a curated record